CUUCCAAGUUUAUUGGAUUUUACCAGGCGCUUCCAGAAAGGGCUGGGAACAUGGCCCCAGAAAGUACCAGAUAUCUCUUCUUCUUCUUGCUAUAAAUGACAAGCUCACCUCCCCCUCAUCUCACCAUCGACAAGCAUCAGCAAUUCACAACCACUUUCGCAGCAAUCAAAUAAUCAAAUCAGCUCUUGUUCCAAAAUCCUUUCAAUAGAAAGAGAAUGGCACUGAUUCCAAACUUCUUUAGUAACUCACGAGACAACGUCUUUGAUCCCUUCUCUUCUUUCGGCCUGUGGGAUCCAUUCAGGGACUUCCAAUUUCCCUCUUCCUCUUCAAUCCUCUCUCUUGAUAAUUCUGCUUUUGUUAACCCUCGCAUAGACUGGAAAGAAACAACAGAAGCUCAUGUCUUCAAGGCUGAUCUUCCUGGGCUUAAAAAGGAGGAAGUGAAAGUGGAAAUUGAAGAUGACAGAGUGCUGCAAAUAAGCGGAGAGAGGAAUGUAGAGAAGGAAGACAAGAAUGAUACAUGGCACCGUGUGGAGCGUAGCAGCGGUAAGUUUUUGAGGAGAUUGAGGCUGCCGGAAAAUGCAAAGAUGGACCAAGUGAAGGCCUCAAUGGAAAAUGGUGUUCUUACGGUCACUGUUCCAAAGGUGGAAGUGAAGAAAUCCGAUGUCAAGACUAUUGAUAUCUCUGGUUGAUUAUCUUCUUUCUUGUAAAUUCAUGGGUAUGUGAAUUUUUUUUUUUUUUUU
Messenger RNA from Manihot esculenta (cassava), 740 nucleotides. RefSeq names its product 17.3 kDa class I heat shock protein. The record is from RefSeq and is a predicted model, not a curated record. The coding region runs from base 216 to 689 and encodes 157 amino acids. Gene Ontology annotation, biological process: protein folding; response to heat; protein complex oligomerization. The transcript has a single exon. NCBI's taxonomy places the organism in Eukaryota, Viridiplantae, Streptophyta, Magnoliopsida, Malpighiales, Euphorbiaceae.